AUGGCGCACUGGGAGCCCUCUGCGGGGGCCUGCCGCUCCCGGCCGCCUUCCGCGGGCGAGCACUCUGCCUCUCCCGACCGCAAGCGACCAGCGCGCGUCGCGCCAGAAACGGACUCUGCGUCUCCCUCAGCCUCGCGUUCCACUCCUCUCUAUGGGGGGCGCGACGCCCGCGACUCCCGCCGGCCUCCUUGCCUGGCAGCGCCCGCUGAGCCGCCACCGCCUGAGGCGGCAGUCUCUGCGUGCGCGUCUUCCGCGCUCAAGUCGGUUUUCCCAGCGUGCCCGUUUUCGUCCCUCUGUGUGCGGGACGAAGGCGCCGCGCCUGCGCCGUCUGAGGUCGGUUGCGCCUCGACUCCGCUGCUGGGAAACCCCGACCUGGGCGCGGAAGGCGCGCUGAACGCGGACGGACGCGCCGGCGCCUCCUACCCGCCUCGGCUCACGUCUUCGCCCUCGUGGCAUGCGCUGCUGGCCGCGAGAGCGGAGUCUGUUGGUGCGCGGGAUGCGGACGGAGAUGACGCGAACACGGACUUUAUCCUCUUUCGGUUCUUCAUCAUCGCAAAGAUCCUCGUCGCCAUCCUCUGCGCCGUCCUCGCCGUGUCCGUCGCGACGCACCUCGCGGCUGUGGGGGAGACGCUCAAGAUCCUUCUCGGCAAGAUUCAAGCGCUCGGACCCUACAGCCCCGUCGCCUUCGUCGUGGCGUACGUGCUGCUGGUGAUGGUGCUCGUCCCGGCAGAAGUUCUCAAUGUCGCCGGCGGUCUCAUUUUCGUUCGCCUCUAUGGGUACCUCGUUGGCCUCCCACUUGCAGUCUGCAGCAGCAUGGCUGCGUUGCUGCUCUCCGGAGUCUUUUGUUUCCUUCUGAGUCGCCACGUCUUCGCGAAGCGUAUUGACGCGUUUUUCGCGGGCAGCGACGUCUACUACGCGUUCCAACUCGCCGUCGAGGAGGGAGGAACAUUCUUCGUUGCGCUCAUUCGUCUCUCUCCAGUGCUGCCAUACUCUGUGACGAGCUACCUCUUUGGAUUGACCGCCCUCAGCGUCCCACAGCUCGUCGUCGGCUCUCUCUCCAGCGCGCCUCUUGUCUUCGUGUUCAACUGCGUCGGCGCCGCUCUGAGAGACAUCGAUGAGAUUGACUUCGGGCAUUUCCGCUUGAGCUGGGAAAAGACUGCCAUGGCGCUCUUCGGCCUCGCCACAGCAGGGGCAUCAAUUUUCUACAUCAGUUACUUGACGCGCAGAAAGCUGGAACAAGCCACCGAGGCCCUCGCGAUGCGCGGGCCUGUGCGGGGGCCUCUGCGGCUCGUCUCGCCCUCCGUCGUCGUCCGCAUUGAAGACGAGCGCGGCCAGAACUGA
Messenger RNA from Besnoitia besnoiti, 1341 nucleotides. RefSeq names its product SNARE associated protein. Gene Ontology annotation, cellular component: membrane. The transcript has 8 exons. The record is from RefSeq and is a predicted model, not a curated record. Lineage: Eukaryota; Apicomplexa; Conoidasida; Eucoccidiorida; Sarcocystidae. Bases 1 to 1341 code for a protein of 446 amino acids.